GAGGCGGGAGGGGCUGCCCCCAGGGAGGGCGGGCUGUGCGCGCCCCUACGCCCGACGCACCUCGCGGCCGGCCCAUGCUCCGGCGGGCGGCGAGCUCUAACACCUGGGGCCGGGCGGGGACGGCGGGGGCCUGCGCGCUGUGGGCGCGGCCGAUCCGCGGAGCCGGAGGGUGAGGCCGCGCGGCGGGGCUGGGACUCGGUUGCCACCUCCAGAUCGGGCCCGGGGCGGCAAGGGGGGCCGCCGCGAUGCCAGGUGAAAAUAUCUUCCUGUUUGUGCCUAACCUCAUCGGUUAUGCCCGGAUUGUCUUCGCCAUCGUUUCUUUCUACUUCAUGCCCUGCUGCCCCCUCACGGCCUCUUCCUUCUACUUGCUCAGCGGACUUCUGGACGCUUUCGAUGGACACGCUGCUCGAGCCCUUAAUCAAGGGACCCGGUUUGGGGCCAUGCUGGACAUGCUGACGGACCGCUGCUCCACCAUGUGUCUGCUGGUCAACCUGGCCCUGCUGUACCCACGGGCCACCCUUCUCUUCCAGCUCAGCAUGAGCCUGGAUGUGGCCAGCCACUGGCUGCACCUCCACAGUUCUGUGGUCCGAGGCAGUGAGAGUCACAAGAUGAUUGACCUGUCUGGAAAUCCGGUGCUUCGCAUCUACUACACCUCCAGACCUGCCCUGUUUACCCUGUGUGCUGGAAAUGAGCUCUUCUACUGCCUUCUCUACCUGUUCCAUUUCUCCGAGGGACCUUUAGUUGGCUCUGUGGGUCUUUUCCGAGUGGGCCUCUGGAUCACCGCCCCCGUCGCGGCGCUCAAGUCUCUCAUCAGUGUCGUCCACCUGGUCACAGCCGCCCGCAACAUGGCUGCCCUGGAUGCGGCAGACCGAGCCAGGAAGAAGUGACCCCGGAAUCUCCAGCCCCUGGCCACCCACCUGCCCUGGGGAGUCUCGCUGGGUCGCAUGGCUCCCCUCUCCCUCCUGCGAGGGCCCAGGCUCCCGUCUUCCUAAUGUGUUGUCCGGCCUGCUGGGAAGGGGGGUUGGCCUCUUGGGUGAUGCCAUGUUCUCCAGAGUCCUGAGGACCAGUCCCACCCCUGGGAUUCCCAAGGACCUGGACUUCAAAUCAGGGAGGAUCCUCAGGAGGCCCCGGCCAUACGGGCAGUGCUCCUGGGACACCAAGAGGCCUGAGGACCUGGCAUUGUCGCACCUGCUGGCUCAGCCCACGGAUCUGGCUUGGCCUGGGACGUUAGGGACACUUGAGUGAGGGAGAUGGGGUAGGGGCCAGGUUUCUCAGAAGGCGGGGAGUCAGAGCUGUGCCCCUGGCCCCAGGAAGCCUGGGGUACCCCGGCCAGGAGAGAAGGGGGCGUGUCGGUCCUUUCCCAUAUCAUUCUCCUGUGUCCGGUCCUGGCUCUGAAAACCU
This is a messenger RNA of Odobenus rosmarus divergens (Pacific walrus), 1401 nucleotides long. RefSeq names its product CDP-diacylglycerol--inositol 3-phosphatidyltransferase (gene CDIPT). Bases 246 to 887 code for a protein of 213 amino acids. Gene Ontology annotation, cellular component: Golgi apparatus; membrane. The record is from RefSeq and is a predicted model, not a curated record. The transcript has 6 exons. Gene Ontology annotation, molecular function: CDP-diacylglycerol-inositol 3-phosphatidyltransferase activity. Gene Ontology annotation, biological process: phosphatidylinositol biosynthetic process. Lineage: Eukaryota; Metazoa; Chordata; Mammalia; Carnivora; Odobenidae.